AUUACCAAAAGGGCUGGUCUUUGCUAUUUACUAUCCAAUCCUAGCAGCUAUAGGAGUUCCAGCUAACCUUUCAGUGAUUCUAAUCCUGUCACGGGAAAGGUGCGGACUUUCCAAAUGCAUCGCAUAUUAUCUGGUAUCCAUGGCCGUGACGGAUGUCCUUGUCAUUAUCACAGCUGUGAUAUUAAACCGGAUUGUGGGUAUUUAUUUCCCAAUGUCAUUCUUGUCCAUUACCCCAGUCUGCAGUGCCAGCCUUACAGUUAUAUAUGGAAUCAGAGAUUCUUCUGUCUGGGUAACUGUCACUUUCACCUUUGAUCGAUUCAUUGCCAUUUGUUGCCAGAAGCUGAAAAUGAAAUAUUGCACUGAGAAAGUAGCGGCUGUGGUUAUAGCAACUGUCUGCAUUCUGAGCUGUCUCAGAAACAUCCCUUUGUAUUUUAUUUAUGAGCCUUCCUUUAUCAUUAACGGUGUACCUUGGUAUUGCAGCCUCAAAUCAACAUAUUACACCUCACCCCACUGGGUUGCUAUUGACUGGAUAAUAGUCAUUUUAAACCCUUGUCUCCCAUUCAUUCUGAUUUUGCUGCUCAAUGUCCUCACUGUCAGGCAUAUUGUAUUGGCCAGUAGAGCCCGCAGGAGACUCCGGACCAGGAACAAUGGAGAGAAUCAGAAUGACCCAGAGAUGGAAAAACGGAGGAAGUCCAUUGUCUUACUCUUCGCAAUCUCAGGCAGUUUCCUUCUGUCGUAUUUAUUGGUUCUCCUGACUUUCCUCUGUGUUCAAAUUGCAAAUGUUAGUUAUUUCUCAGGUUCUAAUUACAAUGAAUCGAAUUUUCUCCUUGAGGAAGGCGGAUUUAUGCUUCAACUUUUGAGUUCCUGCAUCAACCCAUUUAUUUAUGCAGGGACCCAGAGUAAAUUCAGAGAGCAGUUAAAAACUUUGGUGAAGUUCCCCCUGACACUCGUGUUUGAAUGUUUUAAAUAG
Stegostoma tigrinum is the source of this 970-nucleotide messenger RNA. RefSeq names its product sex peptide receptor-like. Gene Ontology annotation, cellular component: membrane. The record is from RefSeq and is a predicted model, not a curated record. The transcript has 2 exons. Gene Ontology annotation, molecular function: G protein-coupled receptor activity. The coding region runs from base 140 to 970 and encodes 276 amino acids. Lineage: Eukaryota; Metazoa; Chordata; Chondrichthyes; Orectolobiformes; Stegostomatidae. Gene Ontology annotation, biological process: G protein-coupled receptor signaling pathway.